AUGGCGCUGUGCCGGGCCAGGACUCAUGUUAAUUUUUCGAAGGGUAGAUCCGUCACUAAUAAUUUGGUAAAUUGCCCAUCGCAAUAUCGUCUGAUCCACUUGUCUCCGUGUAUCCCGCGGCGGCCCCAAUCCAGCAGGGAAGCAACCACCGGCCCGCCUCCCUGGAUUCGCUCCUGCCGCGAGGGUUCCAGCCCGGCGCCCCCUGCAGCGGUGUGCCGCCUCCCUGGAAACCCUCCGCUCCGGUGUGCCGAUCCUGCCCGAUGCCUCCCUGCCCCACCGCCCCCUGCAGCGGCUCCCUCCGUCGAGCAGCCGGUGACGCCCAACAUCGGCCACCAGUCCGUGGGAAAAUGGAUUAGGACCAGUGGAGGAGCUCACCUGAAGCUCGCCGGAGUAAAAAGGAAUCUCAUGAUGAUGAUUGCCAUAAAGUGUUCAUGGAUGACUUUGAUCAUAACUGUUUUUCAGAGGGACUUCGACAAGGUGUGGUUGAUCUUUGAUUCCACGCAAUCGAGGGAGUUCCGCAAGCUUGGAUUUUGUAGAUUUUCUUAGCUUUGCUGAUAGUUAGGUGCAACUGGAAGUGGUCUCAUUUUGACGUUGGGUUCCCUUGGUUGGUUAGAUCGUGCAAGGCAUCAUCAGCGAGCUAGAGCAGCAGGGGGCGCUGCCAAGGAGCAACUCUAGAGUUUUCUCACCUGCCACUUGCUGUGUGCCGUGGUCAGUCCACAUGAAUGCCUCUAACUUGGUCUGCUAGUCCAGUUUGUGUUGCUUGUGGUAGAGUCCAAUGUAUUCGUCGAAACCUUAUUAUUAAGGGCAUGUUUGGUUCGUGUCCUGGCCACUUUGCCUGGAGAAAUUCGGUGCCUGAGUUGUGCCUGGAGAAUAUGU
Triticum aestivum (bread wheat) is the source of this 876-nucleotide messenger RNA. RefSeq lists its product as uncharacterized. Lineage: Eukaryota; Viridiplantae; Streptophyta; Magnoliopsida; Poales; Poaceae. The record is from RefSeq and is a predicted model, not a curated record. The transcript is spliced from 5 exons. The coding region runs from base 1 to 546 and encodes 181 amino acids.